AUGCUGACCACCUGGCACCUGCUGCUCGGAUUCACUGUCCCGGUGCUGGGGCACUAUGUCUCCAUCACCUGCCCGCCCGGCAAGGUGUGCCAGCGGGCCCUGCUCUCCGGCAGCACCAUCCUCCUGCACUGUAACAUCUCCGGAGCGCAAUGGUACCACUUCAUGCAGCGUGACCAGUGGUCCUCCAACAUCUCCGUCAUUCCCAAUGUGAACGUCAUGCCUGGGGGCAGCAUGGUCAUUACCAAGCCCCUGCCCUCCCAGACAGGCAUCUACUACUGCAGGGACAAGAGCAACAGACAAGUGACGCAGUACGAGAUCGACUUCCAGGACGUCUCCAAACUGCAUCUGACACACAGAGGCCUGGGUCAGAAGCCCCUGCAGAACGAGACCCUGAUCCUGGGCCACAAGGAGCGUGUCUUUACCCGGUGGGAGCCCUGGCAGGACUGUAACAGAUGCAAGGAGCCCGGGGAACGGAAGCGCGUGGGCUACUGCUACAUCGAGGUGCCCCUGGAGGAGCCGGUUCCCUGCUGGCUCUACCUGGGAGCUGUCAAGAUCUUGUCCAACCGCAUGCGACCCGAGCUGCAGGUGGAAGACUGCCAAGUCCAGUGUGUGCCCAAGCUGUCAUCCAAUAUGAAUUUUGUCAUCUUUGACAACUACAGGCUCAAUGAGGGGUCAGGGUCCACAUGGCUCACCUGCCCCUUAGCAUCCAUCUACAGGCCCGUCGUCUGGGAGCUCGACGACAGCCCCCUGACCUGGAAGGGCCAGCUCUCCGGCCAGGACAUCAGCACCUUCCUGGACCCCAGCACGGGAGGUCAGCAGCUGCAGAUCUUCAAGUCGGCCACCUACAAGUGCUUUGUGCAUCAGGAGUUCAUCGCCCGCUUCAACGCCCAGGGCAACCAGGACGCGCUGGGGGCCCUGCGGGACAGGAUCAAGGCCGAGGAGGCGCUGCAGGGGCAGCCCGGCCCCACCCUCAGGAGGCUGGCACUGACGCUGCUCGUGGGCACCGUCCUGGCCAUGGCCGCGCUGCUGCUGCUGCUCCGGCUGCUCUGUGCUUCCCGGGGCAAGAGGAGCCGGCAGACGCUGCUGGUGAAAUAA
Messenger RNA from Lepus europaeus (European hare), 1095 nucleotides. RefSeq names its product protein FAM187B-like. The record is from RefSeq and is a predicted model, not a curated record. Lineage: Eukaryota; Metazoa; Chordata; Mammalia; Lagomorpha; Leporidae. The transcript has 2 exons. The coding region runs from base 1 to 1095 and encodes 364 amino acids.